Trichomonas vaginalis G3 is the source of this 2007-nucleotide messenger RNA. Its product is annotated as serine/threonine-protein phosphatase 6 regulatory subunit family. Gene Ontology annotation, molecular function: protein phosphatase binding; protein phosphatase regulator activity. The coding region runs from base 1 to 2007 and encodes 668 amino acids. The transcript has a single exon. The record is from RefSeq and is a predicted model, not a curated record. NCBI's taxonomy places the organism in Eukaryota, Parabasalia, Trichomonadida, Trichomonadidae.
AUGAAGGUCUGGCAUUUUGGCGGUCCAAAUUUAGCAUCGAUAACUGCUCUUGUUUCUAAACCAGAAACAUCAGUUGAAGCUGUUUUAGAUGAUCAAGCUUUAAAUGCUGCACUUCGUAAUAACUUACAAUCAUUAAUUUCGUUUUUAAUAGAUAACGAAGAGAAAUUCAACCAUCUAUUAGAUAUGGUUCUCACGGAUUUUGUUCCGCAAACAGAUCUUCCUGCUAAAACGACUAGGUGUGCACUUACCGUUUUAUCAUCCAGUACUUGCACAACAAUCAUGCAAAAGCUACGAGGUAAUCCAAUUUUUAUUGAUAGAAUGAAUUCAUUCCCUCAAUCAGAUUAUGCAAGCCAUCCAAGAGCUUGUGGACAUUUCGGUCGAAUUGUUGAAGCUUUUGCACACUAUUCGUCCGGAGAUUUCUUGGAUAGCUUACCAUCCUUGAAGUCCUUCUUUAUCCACAACAUGGGGAACCUUGGUCUCAGAGAAUUGUUUACAAAUCUUGCAACUGAAUAUCCGACCUAUUUUCCUUUUGACCAGCAAUAUCUAAAUGAACUUACAUUAGCAGCAAACUCGGAUAACGGAUUUUAUAUUCUUACAGCUCUUGAUACCGUUACAAGAAACAAAAAACAAAUUUUCGAUCAAAUUUGCAAAGUUGAAAUUGAACAGAAUUUAUUUGCAAUUACAAAGAACGCACAGAUUCGUCCUCUAAUUGCUUCUGCUGCCUUCAAAUUAAUUGAUCGCAUUGCAGAAGCCGUUCCACAGUCAAGCCCUGUUCUUGAGCUUGUCAACAAAGAAUCAGAAACAUACUCUUUCGAUAGCAUUGAGAACGAUUCAGUUCUUGCCUCAGCUUUACUUGUUUUACACACAAAAUCCGAUAAAGUCUUACUUCGCAUUUUAUCAGACGGCCAGCCAACAUUUGUUUGCGAUGGAAUAUUCCGCUCAAUUAGAAAUAUGACAGAUUCAGAACUCAACGAUUUCCUUACAAGAACAGAUUUCAUUAAUCGUAUGAUCGAACAGUUUCCAAAGACAAAGACUAAUGUUCACCUUUCUUUACUCGCAGAAUAUCUUAAAGACAAGAUAAAGGAUAAUGAAGCUUUUCGUAAUUUCAUCGAUACUCAGUACGCUCCAAGAGAACAGAAUAGACAGAUGGAAUACGGAGGCUCUCGUCCUCAUGGAGGAUCAGAUAGUGCUGCUGAAUCUUCUACCCAGUCUUCUUCUGACAAUGAUGACUCAUCCGACAGCGAUGACAGCCCAAAUGAUCUUAGAUUCGUCUCCGAUUCAUCUGAUGAUGACUCCGAUGAAGAGGAUUCUCUGUCCGAUGACUAUGAUUCCUCAAGUGAUGAUGACGAUGAAGAUGAAAAAGAAAAAGAAAGCGUAAACAUGAAUAACUGCGCUAAGCUUCAUAAGUUCCUAUCAAGGACAGAAGCUCCAGCACCUCCUGAGUCUUCUAGCAGCAGCGAUGAAGAAGAUGGAGCUCCGGUACAAAUGGCUGCUGCUCCUGCAUUAAAUCUCCAGAUUGCAGAUCUCAGGACAUCUGAUGAUAUCUUGAUUCCAGAGCCUCUCCACUCUGAUGAUGAUAAUCAGUACGAAGAAGGCGGGCUUUCAUCUGAUUCAAACGAUGCAGAUCCGGCUGAUAUCAUAAAUGAUAUCACAAAGCCACUUAAAGGCUCUGAUGGACCAAGCGAAUCUGAUUCAGAAGAAGAGGAAGAGAAAAAAGUUCCGCAAAAAGAGGAAGUUCCCCUUUCCUCUGAAAAAGCUCCAGAAACCGCCGAAGAAACGAAACCAGCUGAAGAAGCUACUGCAGGAGAACAAGAGAAACCUGCUGCGGCAGAAGAAGAGCAGAAGCCAGCUGAUGCUCUUGCUCAGGAAGAAAAGCAAGAAGAGCCAAAAAUAGAGAAAUCAGAAUCUCAAACUGAAGAAAAGAAAGAAGAAGCUGGAGAACAAAAUCCAGCUGAACAAAUUGUUGAUAAUGCAGAUAAUAAUAGUGUAGAGCAAAAAGCAGAGUAA